AGAAAAUGGAAAGCUAACUUAAGGGUAUACAACCUCAAUCCGCUGAAUUGCCUUUUGCCAUUUCUUUCCCAGCUCACAACUUCAAGGAGCUCCGGAUUGAGCAUCAAACCCAACCAAGCCCCUGAUUUUGCAGACAAUCCAACAAUGAGAUACGCACCAAUUCUCUUGCCCCUGGCGGGCCUGGCGUCUGCUUUCGUCAUCCCCGACACGGAGCUUUUCAGCCAUUUGGUUCCGGAGCAAUCCCAGCAACGCCCUACUCCGGCGGCCCCACUUGAGCAGCACUUCUCGAUUGAGCACUCGGCCGACAAGGUCGUCGCCUGGUGGGACAGCCUCCUGGAGCACCUGCCGAGCCGGGAGUCGCUGCUUUACGCCGCCGGCGAUGCCAUCGAUUUCGUCUCGCAGGGCAUCGAGAAUGGCAAGCAGACGCUCAGCCAUGCGCUCGACGACGAGCUGCAGCUGUUCUCCGCCGAGACGGAGGGCGAGGACGACAGUGAGGCCGACCGUCCGCGCCACGGCCACAAGCCCCACAGGUCCAACGAGACCAUCUACGAGAUCAUCAAGAAGUCCAAGUACACGACCAAGUUUGCCAAGCUGAUCGAGGACUUCCCCCAUGUUGUCGAGCUGCUCAAGUGCACCGACAGUGGGAACUUGACGUUGUUCGUGCCGACCGACAAGGCGUUUGAGAGGAUCCCCGACCAUGGAAAGGACAAGAAGCCGCCCAAGGAGGUCGUCGAGGCCCUGCUCAAGUACCACGUCGGCAUUGGCUUUUACCCCGCCGGCCGCAUCCUGCACACGCACACUAUCCCGACCGCGUACAAGGAGUCGUGGCUCGGCGGUCACCACCAGCGCCUUCGUGCCCGCGUCGGCUUGGGUGGCGUGAGGAUCAACUUUUUCAGCAAGGUCGUGGGAGCCAACUUGUUCGCCAAGAACGGCGUCAUCCACGCCGUUGACCACCUCCUCGUCCCACCUCCCAUGGUCGGUCGUAUCAUCUCGCUCUUCCCUCAGCAGUUCUCCACCCUGCUGCUGGCAUUUGAGAAGACCGACUUCACCAACUACAUCCACAAGGUUCCCAUGGCCGGCGGGACCGUCUUUGCCCCGUCCAACCGCGCCUUUGCGCGCCUUGGCCCUCGCGCCAACGCCUUCCUCUUCAACACCGAGACGGGCAUCAAGUACCUCAAGGCGAUCCUCAAGUACCACAUCGUGGCCAACCAGACCCUUUACAGCGACGCGUUUUACGGACCCGAGCACCGCGAGAACGCCCCGGCCUCUGACGAGGAAGACGACAUGGUCGCCGAGGGCGGAUCGCACUACCACAUCGACCUCCCCACCCUCCUGGACGGCAAGAACGUCGCCGUCGAUGUCGCCCGCUGGGGAGGCUGGUACCGCGUCAAGAUCAACGGCUACAUCCCCGUGACCGUGCAGGACCUGCCCGCCCGCAACGGCGUCAUCCAGGUCGUAGGCCGCGUACUGAUCCCGCCCCACAAGCACGGCAAGGUUGACGGUGACAGUGUUGUCGACGGCGAGAUCGAGGUAGAGGAGCUCAAGGAGAGGCUCAAGGGUUAUGUCGAGGCGGACGACGAGGAGGACAUUGGUGAGCUGUGAGCGGUGAAAUUUUGUACAAAACGUUAAUUCGACCCGAUGUCUAAGGCAGCUACUAGAUAGUAUGUGGUUUGUACGCUGGGAGAAAAAUAGGAAAAAGCAGAAUCACGAUUUGCAGAUGGAUGAAAUGAAAGUCCUGAUGAUACGUUGACGUUGUGAAAUCACAUGCGAUACGGUCCACAUGAAUCUUUGAAGUUGAGACACUUCGCUGGCGUUUUUGUGAAGGCAAGACAAAUAAUGAAGCUAAGAUUCCUGAGUACUAAGUGUAUACCAAAAGAAAUAGCUGUAGAGUGACUUGAUCAAAUGGGUCU
Molecule: messenger RNA, 1910 nt
Organism: Pyricularia oryzae 70-15
Lineage: Eukaryota; Fungi; Ascomycota; Sordariomycetes; Magnaporthales; Pyriculariaceae
Exons: 2
Coding region: 145-1602 (485 amino acids)
Biological process (GO): macroautophagy
Cellular component (GO): fungal-type vacuole membrane
Source: RefSeq, a predicted model, not a curated record